UUCAGAUUGUUCAUUGAGAUCUGAUUUUUUUUAUGACAGGUCAUUGCCUUUUAACGUUACGUCACACGUCACUAUAGGUAGGUGAUAAUUAGACCAAGCGAGUCUUGUUUUCAAGCUCUCACCAUCAGCGACAGUGAGAGUGGAGCCAUGGGCAAGUCCGAGCAGGUAGGUAUAUUGAUUUCUGCAUUAUUACUGGUUGUCUCGUCACCGGACCCUUUGGAGCGACUCAAGAGGCAACUUCUCUACAAAAGUGGCACGGAAGUGGAGUUGAACUUCGUGCUGACCAUUCCGUUGAACGACCCGGCCUACAGCAUCUCGUUGGGCCUUUUCCUGGAGGCCAACUACGACCUUCCGCCGUACAACUCGCAGGCCAUUUUCACGCAGCCAUGGCAGCAACUUUAUGAAAUAGCCUCGAAAAACAGGCGAUCAUCGAGGGCAGCCAUUUAUAGGGCGGUAGAGGGUCUUUUUGAAAGGGUCGGCCGCAUGCCUGGAAGGGCGUGUCUCCUUCGCAGCAUUUGCGAGGCGGCCGCGUGGCCCGUGGACCACGACGGCCUCGUCGGCGAACUCAUGCACACGAUCCUGACACCAUCCAGCACGAGAGAAAACGGUCCCCUGCACGCGGAUUACUUGGCGGCCGAGCAUUUGGGCCGAGCAGGCAGUGUGUGCGGCCAAUACUUCGCCAGUUGUCCUUCCACGCCGCUUGAAAAGGUUUCCACACUGAUGUCAUCCCCUCUGCCGGAAAUUAUUGAUUACUUCUAAAAACAAUUAUUUAAACAAAAAUAAAAACAGAAAAAUAUAAAUUUUGUUUCCUUCUAAAAUAAGAUUGUAAUAUUAUGAUCCUGUUUUAUUUUUGACGUAAAGUUUCCGUGGACACUCAUUUCUCUAAAGCAAAAUAAAUAACGUGAAGAUUUUGAUAGAGAUUGAUGAAA
Messenger RNA from Neocloeon triangulifer, 929 nucleotides. RefSeq lists its product as uncharacterized. Lineage: Eukaryota; Metazoa; Arthropoda; Insecta; Ephemeroptera; Baetidae. The record is from RefSeq and is a predicted model, not a curated record. The transcript has 4 exons. Bases 148 to 759 code for a protein of 203 amino acids.